AUGCAGACCUACGCGAAUGCAAUAGUUGAGUCCUUGCCCGCCUUUGGUUGUGAUAAAGCCUUCGGCGUCUCUGGAACCAACAUCCAUCAUAUCUGGAAAGCCCUACAUCGCCCAGAUAUCAAAGUUUACCACUUUCGCCAUGAAUCAGGGGCUGCAUUUGCUGCGGCAGAGUAUUCUAUACUGACUGGCAAAUUCGUUAUUGUUUUCGUAACGAGCGGGCCAGGAAUCACGAAUGCUAUCACUGGAUUACGUUGUGCUCGUGCAGACGGAGCACGUAUCGUCUUCAUUGCUGGCUUGACGAGCGAGGAGACUGAUCGAGCAGGUCCUCGACUUGUUCAGGAGACUUUUCCAAUGGAUGUGGAGGGGCUGACUGGACCAACUGUCGAUAGUACACUCAGCUACUGUGUGAUCGUCAGGGACCACUUGGACGUAUGGCGACUGCGACAAACCUUGAUGCGGAUUAAACGUGAUCCACUUGGGGGCGUCCUGGGUGUUUUCUUGACUGACGCCAAAAGCAAAUCAAUCAUACCGCAACAACGUCCGAAAUUCGAACUUAUCCCAUUCCCCUCUUUGUCCAAGGAGGCCCUUGAUGUUUGCAAAGAGGUUGUUGAGAUGCUUAAAACAAAGGGCUCUGUACUUUGGAUCGGUUAUGGUUGCCGCGGUAGCUCGUUUCUAGUCAGACAGCUUGCGGAACGAUACUAUCUCCCCGUUCUUGCUACGCCCCGCGCUAAGGGGAUCUUUCCAGAGACCCAUCGCUUGUAUCAAGGCACAACUGGUUUAGGGGCAUCGCUUAACCCUACAAUGAGAGCUACUCCGCCUACAGGGGUCCUUCUUCUGGGAUCUAAGGCAGCUGAGCUGAGUUCCAUGUUUAUCCAGGGGGGAUGGGCCUGUACAAUUUUCUACUGUGUUAGCUUGGAAACUUCCGAGGUCAAACGAAAUAUGCCCAAGAGUUCAGUUUUUAUUGAAGCUGAGAUCGGUCUCUUUCUUAAAGCCGUGUUGGAGAUAAAGGUUCCUGGGCACAGAAUUGUGAAGCCGCCCAUACCAAAGGCCACUAUCCCGCCGAUUCCAGCUACAUCAAAGGGACAGAUCCACCCGUCAAGAAUCAUGUCUAUUGUUCAGGAUGUCGCGAUCAAUCGAGGUGGAUGUUCGAUCAUCGCCGAAGCCGGAAAAAGUCUCUGCUGGACAGCCCAUUACCUGAAAUUCCACAAACAUGGGCUCUAUCGAUCAAACCUAGAUUCCUCUCCCAUGGGUCACGCUGUCUGCGGUGUUGUCGGCAUGGGUCUUGCGGACAAUCACGCGGUGGCCGUUGUUAGUGAUGCAGCAAUGUUGAAGCAGUCAGAGGUGAGCACCGCCGUUCUAUAUGGAUCGAAAGCCAUCUGGCUAGUCAUGAAUGGCAGCCGAUAUGGUACUUUUGAUCAACCGUCUCGAGCUGGGGGAGAUGUCCCUCCUCCAUAUUGCAUUCCUUAUACAGACUUUGCGUUGUUGGCACGGGCAGUUGGGUGUGAGGGAUCUACGGUUACAGGGGAGAAGGAGCUGCGAGAAGCACUUAAAGAAGCAUUGAUGAGAGAUGGGCCUACUGUUAUCAAUGUUCUCAUGGAUUCUUCGCCCGUGGCAUCCCUCAAACCUAAGAAGCAUAGCUCACCAGAGAUGCCCCUGGGUAGCACAGAUAGCUGA
This is a messenger RNA of Fusarium mangiferae, 1674 nucleotides long. RefSeq lists its product as uncharacterized. Gene Ontology annotation, cellular component: acetolactate synthase complex. The record is from RefSeq and is a predicted model, not a curated record. The coding region runs from base 1 to 1674 and encodes 557 amino acids. Gene Ontology annotation, molecular function: thiamine pyrophosphate binding; magnesium ion binding; flavin adenine dinucleotide binding. NCBI's taxonomy places the organism in Eukaryota, Fungi, Ascomycota, Sordariomycetes, Hypocreales, Nectriaceae. Gene Ontology annotation, biological process: L-valine biosynthetic process. The transcript has a single exon.